Odontomachus brunneus is the source of this 3672-nucleotide messenger RNA. RefSeq lists its product as uncharacterized. Gene Ontology annotation, molecular function: oxidoreductase activity, acting on paired donors, with incorporation or reduction of molecular oxygen; monooxygenase activity; heme binding. Lineage: Eukaryota; Metazoa; Arthropoda; Insecta; Hymenoptera; Formicidae. The record is from RefSeq and is a predicted model, not a curated record. The transcript is spliced from 15 exons.
GUGCCGUUCCCACGGCAACUAUCGCAUAACAUCGAACUCCGAAAGCGGCUGCGAACGUUAGAAGGCAGAAUCAAGUUUUUUGUAUAUCGUCAUAUCAAACUUAAGCGCCGUGGCCAAUCCGCAAUUGCCAAGCGCCGAGAAUCAUCGUUUUAAAGGCGACAACCAAGAAUAAUCCCUCUCACGUUUUCGAACCGUCUUCUCGCCGGUACUCAGUAGUCGAUCAAGGCACGUUUGCCAUCAGUAAUUAUAAACUCCGGCUCAACCAUACCUUCGCACGGCAAAAAAUAUCAAUACAAGAUGUUAAUAAGCGGGCUUUUUAUCUCCAUCCUAAUAUUAGUAUAUAUUUAUUAUAAGUACGUAAUAUUCAAUUUCUGGCGAAAAAAGGGAGUGUUUGUACCUGUCGAACCUGUUGUACCGACUGGCAAUGUGACCAAAUCUGUGAUUGGAAAAAUGUCAAUAGGCGAACUCAUGAAAAAUUUCUAUAUGAAAUAUAAGGAACAUCGUGUUAUUGGAAUCUAUACAUUUUUCAAACCAAAUCUGAUAGUCGCCGAUCUCGAUCUAAUUCAAACUGUGCUCACGAAGGAAUUCAAGAGUUUUCAUGAUCGUGGAAUGUAUUGCAACGAAAAAAUCGAUCCACUAUCUGGUCAUUUGUUUUUAUUGCCCGGAAAAAAGUGGCGGAAUUUCCGCGUCAAAUUGACACCGACUUUCACAUCCGGCAAGAUAAAGCAAAUGUUUGCUAUUAUAAAGGAGUGUAGUGAAGGGUUGACGAAGAGUUUAGAAAUGGAAACUCAUACAAAAAAUGCUGUCAACAUCAAAGAAUUAUUUGCAAGAUACACGACAGACGUAAUUAUGUCAACCGCAUUUGGAAUAAAGUCCAACUGCUUAGUUGAGCCGAAUAAUGAAUAUCGAUAUUGGGGAAAGAAAUUUUUGGAAUUGAAUCCUUUUUGGACUGCUAUAAUGUUUUUCACACCGCAAAUUUUGGACUUCUUUUCCAUUCCCAUUACGGACCGUGGUGUUAGCAAAUUUUUCACGAAAUUAUUCUGGGACAAUGUGAAGUACAGGCAAACUCACAACAUCGUCAGACACGAUUUUAUGAAUCUACUUAUACAACUCAUAGAGAAAGGCUACGUUGAAGUCGACGAUAACAAGAACACCGCCAAUAAAUCUUCUAACACGAAUAAAUUUACCAUUCUGGAGGCGACCGCACAAGCCUUUGUCUUCUUCGUAGCCGGCUUCGAGACAUCGUCGACCACGGCUACGUUCUGCUUGUAUGAGUUAGCUAUACAUCAGGAUAUACAAGACAAAGUUCGCCAGGAGAUCAUUCAGAUGUUGAAAAAGCAUGGUGGACUGACUUACGAUGCUAUGAACGAAAUGACGUAUCUGCACAAAGUAGUCCAAGAAACCUUACGGAAAUAUCCACCUGUUCCUAUUUUGAACCGUAUCUGUACCAAGGAUAUGGUUAUGCCAACGACAAAUGUUCGCAUUCCGGAAGGAACAAACAUCACUAUACCAGUACUAGGAGUGCAUCGAGAUCCAUCAAUAUACCCGGAUCCGGACAAAUUCGAUCCUGAACGUUUCAACGCGGACCAAGUGGCUGCAAGACAUCCUUACGCUUUUUUGGCAUUUGGUGAAGGACCACGUGUCUGCAUUGGUACAAGGUUUGGUUACGUGCAAGCAAAAGUUGGGAUUAUAAGCGUAUUGUCGAGAUUCAAGGCUAAAUUGCAUCCCCAAACUGCGAUACCACUCGAAAUUGAUAAUAAGAUAUUUGUACUCAAUGCAAAAGGUGGUGUAAAUCUUAUUAUUGAACCGCUAUAAGCUAACCACGCUGAUACUUUUAAAUACGGCUGCGAACCGCCGUGGCCAAUCCGCAAUUGCCAAGCGCCGAGAAUCAUCGUUUUAAAGGCGACAACCAAGAAUAAUCCCUCUCACGUUUUCGAACCGUCUUCUCGCCGGUACUCAGUAGUCGAUCAAGGCAAAAAAUAUCAAUACAAGAUGUUAAUAAGCGGGCUUUUUAUCUCCAUCCUAAUAUUAGUAUAUAUUUAUUAUAAGUACGUAAUAUUCAAUUUCUGGCGAAAAAAGGGAGUGUUUGUACCUGUCGAACCUGUUGUACCGACUGGCAAUGUGACCAAAUCUGUGAUUGGAAAAAUGUCAAUAGGCGAACUCAUGAAAAAUUUCUAUAUGAAAUAUAAGGAACAUCGUGUUAUUGGAAUCUACACAUUUUUCGAACCAAAUCUGAUAGUCGCCGAUCUCGAUCUAAUUCAAACUGUGCUCACGAAGGAAUUCAAGAGUUUUUAUGAUCGUGGAACGUAUUGCAACGAAAAGGUCGAUCCACUAUCUGGUCAUUUGUUUUUAUUGCCCGGAAAAAAGUGGCGGAAUUUACGCGUCAAAUUGGCACCCACUUUCACAUCCGGCAAGAUAAAACAAAUGUUCACGGUUAUAAAAGAGUAUAGUGAAGAGUUGACGAAGAGUUUAGAAAUGGAAACUCAUACAAAAAAUGCAGUUGAUAUCAAAGAAAUAUUUGCAAGAUAUACGACGGAUAUAAUUAUGUCAACUGCAUUGGGAAUAAAGUCCAACUGCUUAGUUGAGGCGAAUAAUGAAUAUCGAUACUGGGGAAAGAAAUUUUUUGAAAUAAAUCCUUUUUGGGCCGCUAUGACGAUAUUCGCACCACAAAUUUUGGAAUUCUUUUCCAUUCCUGCUACGGAUCGUGGUGUCACCAAGUUCUUCACGAAAUUAUUCCGUGACAAUGUGGAGUACAGGCAAACUCACAACGUCGUAAGGCACGAUUUUAUGAAUUUACUUAUACAACUCAUGGAGAAAGGCUACGUUGAACUCGACGACGAUAAUAAGGGCACCGCCGAUAAAUCUUCUGACACGAAUAAACUUACCAUGUUGGAAGCGACCGCACAAGCCUUUCUCUUCUUCAUAGCUGGCUUCGAAACAUCGUCGACUACGGCGACGUUCUGCCUGUAUGAAUUAGCCAUACAUCAGGAUAUACAAGACAAAAUUCGCCAGGAGAUCAAUGAGACGUUAAAAAAGCAUGGUGGACUGACUUACGAUGCUGUGAACGAAAUGACGUAUCUACACAAAGUAGUCCAAGAAACCUUACGGAAAUAUCCACCUGGAACUAUUCUGAAUCGUGUCUGUACCAAAGAGAUAGUCCUCCCAACGACAAACGUUCGCAUUCCGGAAGGGACAUUGAUCACUAUACCAGUGCUCGGAGUACAACGAGAUCCGUCAAUAUACCCGGAUCCGGACAAAUUCGAUCCUGAACGUUUCAACGCGGACCAAGUGGCAGCGAGGCAUCCUUACGCUUUCUUGGCAUUUGGUGAAGGACCACGUAUCUGCAUUGGUGCAAGGUUUGGUUAUGUGCAAGCAAAGAUUGGAAUUAUAAGCAUCGUAUCGAAGUUCAAGGUUAAAUUGCAUCCACAAACUGCGGUACCACUCGAAUUUGAUAAUAAGACGUUUAUACUCACUGCCAAAGAUGGUGUGCAUCUUAUUAUUGAAUCGCUGUAAGCUAAUCGCGCUGAUAUUUUUAAGUUGUAAAAUGGAUUCUGACGAGGUCUGGGAGCAAAAUGUUACAUACAGAAAGAUGAGACGCUGACACUCUAGUAAAUAUUAUUAAAACCUAUUUUUUAUUUAUAAUAAAAGUAUGGCCAUAUUUCAAAACGCACG